ACGUAAAAUUCGAAAUCCAAAGAUCUUGCCGCAGCUAUCGAAUAGAAAUUAACAAUGUGUUCACGUGAUCCGGCCUCGAAUCAGUUGAUCGACUACAAGACCAACGAUUCGGAGGUGCAGAAGGACUGCACCACAGCCAGCGGUACGCCAGUGGGUGUGAAGGAUGCCAUCAUGACGGUGGGGCCGCGGGGACCAGCCCUGCUGCAGGACUUUGUCUACCUGGACGAGGUGAUGCACUUCGACACGGAGCGCAUACCGGAGCGGGUGGCCUAUGCGAAGGGCGCGGGCGCCUUUGGCUACUUCGAGUGCACCCACGACAUCACCCGGUUCUGCGCGGGCUCGCUUUUCGAGAAGGUCCGGAAGCGCACGGCCAUCGCCAUGCGGUUCUCGGUGGCCUGCGGAGAGAACGGCUCCGCGGACACCAUCCGGGAGCAGCGAGGCUUCGCCGUCAAGUUCUACACGGACGACGGCAUCUGGGACAUUGUGGGCUGCAACAUGCCCGUCUACUACGUGCGCGAUCCCUCGCUGUUCCCCAGCCUGAUCCACGCCCAGAAGCGGAAUCCGCAGACCCAUCUACGGGACGCCGACAUGUUCUGGGACUUUAUGACCCUGCGCCCCGAGACGCUGCACGCCCUGCUGAUGUACUUCAGUGAUCGGGGCACGCCCGAUGGCUACCGCCACAUGCAUGGGUACGGGGCGCACACCUAUCGCAUGGUCAAUCCGAACGGUGAGACCUUCUACGUGAAGUUCCACUUCAAGACGGAUCAGGGCAUCAAGAACAUGGACGCACGACGAUGCUCCGAGCUGAUGGCCCACGAUCCGGACUAUGCCAUCAGGGAUCUGUACAAUUCGAUCAAGAAGGGAAACUAUCCCAGCUGGACCAUGUACAUCCAGGUGAUGCUCAACGAGGAGGCCAAGAAGAGCCGCUUCAAUCCCUUCGACGUGACCAAGGUGUGGCCCCAGAAGGAGUAUCCCCUGCUGCCGGUGGGCAAGCUAGUGCUCGACCGCAAUCCGACCAACUACUUCACGGAGGUCGAGCAGCUGGCCUUCAGCCCCGCGCACAUGAUUCCGGGCAUUGAACCCUCGCCCGACAAGAUGCUGCAGGGACGGCUCUUCGCCUACGGCGACACCCAGCGCCAUCGUUUGGGCGUCAACUACAUGCAGAUUCCCGUCAACUGUCCGUACCGCGUGCACGUGAAGAACUUCCAGCGGGACGGGUCCAUGACGGUCACCGACAACCAGGACGGGGCCCCCAACUACUUCCCCAACUCGUUCUGCGGCCCCAAGGAGAGCUCCCGGGCCCUGGCCCUGCAGACCUGCUGCCCCAUCUCGGGCGAUGUCUACCGCUUCAUGAGCGGUGACACCGAGGACAACUUCAGCCAAGUGACCGACUUUUGGACCUACACCCUGGACAACUGCGGACGCAAGCGCCUCAUCCGGAACCUGUCGGAGCACCUGUGCGAGGCCAGCCAAUUCUUGCAGGAGCGCGCCGUCAAGCUCUUCACAAUGGUCCACUCGGACUUUGGUCGCCUGAUGACCGAGGCCCUGAACACGGCCAGGAUCUCAAAGUUCUAAUUCGAUUGUUUAUAAAUAAAUGUUGAUCAUAGGCUCUACUGAUGAUCGUAAAUGAG
Messenger RNA from Drosophila persimilis, 1631 nucleotides. RefSeq names its product catalase. Gene Ontology annotation, biological process: response to hydrogen peroxide; hydrogen peroxide catabolic process. Gene Ontology annotation, molecular function: heme binding; catalase activity. The record is from RefSeq and is a predicted model, not a curated record. NCBI's taxonomy places the organism in Eukaryota, Metazoa, Arthropoda, Insecta, Diptera, Drosophilidae. The transcript has a single exon. Bases 55 to 1575 code for a protein of 506 amino acids. Gene Ontology annotation, cellular component: peroxisome; cytoplasm; mitochondrion.